Messenger RNA from Pistacia vera, 917 nucleotides. Its product is annotated as auxin-responsive protein SAUR32. The record is from RefSeq and is a predicted model, not a curated record. The transcript has a single exon. Gene Ontology annotation, biological process: response to auxin. NCBI's taxonomy places the organism in Eukaryota, Viridiplantae, Streptophyta, Magnoliopsida, Sapindales, Anacardiaceae. The coding region runs from base 305 to 637 and encodes 110 amino acids.
AACAAGAAACUCCACUGAUACACUUUAUAAAACCCUUUAUUGUGCUCUCAAUUCUUGUAUAUCUUCUCCUUUUUAUGGUUGGAAUGUGUUUUAUAUUUGGUGUUUAUCAACCAUGAAUAACGUACCAAGGUCUCUCAGAUACUCUUCUCUCACCCUCUUCAAGCAAGCCAUAACAGCAGACCUUUGGCCUUUUUCUUGUACUUUCUUGUGAAUAUCUCAUCUUCAAAACCAAGAAAAAAAGAUAGCAGGGUUCGUGUUUUAUAUUGGUUUCCUGAUUCUCUUAAAAGAAAACUAGAGCAAAGAAAUGGGUAGUGGAGAGAAGAGUGUAAGAGGGUUUCAUCUACACCUGCCACAUCAUCACGGGAAGAAACAAGUAAUCAGAGAUAUUCCAAAAGGGUGUUUGGCAAUCAAGGUUGGGCAAGGAGAGGAACAACAGAGAUUUGUAGUGCCAGUGUUAUAUUUUAAUCAUCCACUGUUCAUGCAGCUGUUGAAAGAAGCCGAAGAAGAGUAUGGAUUUGAUCAGAAAGGAACAAUCACCAUCCCUUGUCAUGUUGAAGAGUUUAGGUACGUUCAAGGCAUGAUUGAUAGGGAAAAGUCCCUUCAUCACCAUCAUCAUGUUGGGUGUUUUAGAGUUUGAUUCAAAUCCUUAUGGGGCCCUAACGCUCAUCAUGAAUAACAACAAAUACCUUAUCUUUUUCUAAUGAAUGCCUUUUGGUCUUUGUAAAUUUGGAGUCUUUUAGGUUGUUUUUGUUCCUGUUUCUUACUAGACCUAGAUGUGUUAGGUUUUGGUUGGUUUCUGCUACUGAUGAUGAUAAAGAUAACGUGUUGAUGACGACAAAAUGUUGCCUGCAAAUUGUAGUGAUUUUGUUACGAACCGUACGUAAUGGAAAAGAGAAGUAACGACUUUUUUUUUUUUU